Molecule: messenger RNA, 1593 nt
Organism: Vicia villosa (hairy vetch)
Lineage: Eukaryota; Viridiplantae; Streptophyta; Magnoliopsida; Fabales; Fabaceae
Product: eukaryotic initiation factor 4A-8
Exons: 5
Coding region: 155-1396 (413 amino acids)
Biological process (GO): cytoplasmic translational initiation
Cellular component (GO): cytoplasmic stress granule
Molecular function (GO): translation initiation factor activity; RNA helicase activity; ATP binding
Source: RefSeq, a predicted model, not a curated record
UUUAUUUUACCCGAGUAUAUUAACACUCUCUCUUCCAUUCUCAUUCCUCUCUCUCUAACUCCACGGUGUAGAUCCGAGGAGUUUUCCCUUUCGCUAUCUCUUCAUUCCUCCGCUUUCUCUUUCUCUCCAAACACUCUUCAACGCUCUAACAGUGAUGGCAGGUUUGGCUCCAGAAGGAUCGCAAUUUGAUGGUCAACAAUAUGACUCUAAGAUGAAUGAACUGCUUGCUAGUGACGGGCAAGAAUUCUUCACCUCGUAUGAUGAAGUCUAUGAUAGCUUUGAUGCUAUGGGGCUGCAAGAAAAUCUUCUCCGAGGCAUAUAUGCUUACGGUUUUGAGAGGCCUUCUGCAAUCCAGCAAAGGGGAAUUGUUCCUUUCUGCAAAGGUCUUGAUGUGAUUCAACAGGCUCAGUCGGGAACUGGAAAGACAGCAACAUUCUGUUCUGGAAUUUUACAGCAACUUGAUUAUGGAUUGGUUCAGUGCCAAGCUUUGGUUUUGGCUCCAACAAGGGAGCUUGCUCAACAGAUUGAGAAGGUUAUGCGAGCUCUUGGUGAUUUCCUUGGUGUUAAGGUUCAUGCUUGUGUUGGUGGGACAAGUGUUCGGGAGGAUCAGCGCAUUCUCCAAGCUGGCGUUCACACUGUCGUCGGUACUCCAGGGCGUGUGUUCGACAUGUUGCGAAGGCAGUCUCUUCGCUCUGAUUGCAUCAAGAUGUUUGUUCUGGAUGAAGCUGAUGAAAUGCUUUCACGUGGUUUCAAGGAUCAGAUCUAUGAUAUCUUCCAGCUGCUCCCUGGCAAAAUUCAAGUCGGAGUAUUCUCUGCAACAAUGCCACCUGAAGCUCUUGAGAUUACUAGGAAGUUCAUGAACAAGCCAGUGAGAAUUCUGGUGAAACGUGACGAGCUGACCCUCGAGGGUAUCAAGCAGUUUUACGUCAAUGUCGACAAGGAAGAGUGGAAGCUAGAGACACUAUGCGACCUCUACGAGACACUGGCUAUCACUCAGAGUGUCAUUUUCGUGAACACAAGGCGCAAAGUGGACUGGCUCACCGACAAGAUGCGAAGCAGAGACCAUACCGUCUCGGCCACUCACGGUGACAUGGACCAGAACACUAGGGAUAUCAUCAUGCGUGAGUUUCGGUCUGGCUCUUCUCGUGUUCUCAUUACCACCGACCUCCUGGCCCGUGGUAUCGAUGUGCAGCAAGUGUCUUUGGUGAUCAACUAUGAUCUCCCAACUCAGCCUGAAAACUAUCUCCACCGUAUCGGUCGUAGUGGACGAUUUGGAAGAAAAGGAGUUUCCAUAAACUUUGUGACAUUGGAUGAUGCUAGAAUGCUGGCUGAUAUUCAGAAAUUCUACAAUGUGACUAUAGAGGAGCUCCCAUCCAAUGUUGCUGAUUUGCUCUGAUGAGUUAAGUUUUGUUCUCUGUUAAGUCAUCUGGGAUUUUUCUUUUGGACAAGUUCUAUCUUGUUAACUUUUGAUUAUUUUUUUCUUUAAUUUAAAAUUUUAGAGAUCAAACAUGUGAUCUGAUACUAUUUGUAUUGGGAUUUUUAUCAAAUUUGUUUGAUUAAUUAAAUUAGUUAAGAGAAGUUUGCAUGUAUUUA